GUAACGGCACGAGCGUGUUCUCGCGGCCGGCGGUUGUCCGCUCCGGGUCGAGCGCCCAGGCCGCGUUCCAGUGUCGGCUGGCAAUGGCGAAGCGUCAGGUUGGAUCCGCAUCCUCGGCGGAGAUAGCCAUUCAACCAAUUGGGUCCAGACUGGAUGUCAAUAGGAACUGGUGGGGUGCUGCAGAGAUCUGAGUUGAUCACCUCCCUUUCACAAUGUAUUUGAGAAAUUUGCAUCAUGGCUUUGAGGAAACCAGACCAAUAUGAAAAGAAUACACAGCACUCAGGCUUCAAGGUCAACCCGUCCUGGAACAAAACCUGCUUCUGUAAAAGAAGCUACGGUAACCAAUAAGGAGACUCCAAAAGGCCAGUUUACAAUAAAACAAACGUGUGGCUGUGGGAACAAUACAUUAGAUCUACAUGGAAAAGGAAUUAAGAAGAUAGAAAAGUUUGAAAUUUUGAAGGGAACAAAUAUUUUGGACCUUUCCUGCAAUUCCAUAGAAGAAAUUGAGAAUUUGGAUAAUAAAUGUGAAAUAACAGAACUUAAACUAUAUGGUAAUAACCUCAGACAGAUCAACAAUUUAGACAGGCUGCGAGAGCUCCGUGUUCUUCAGUUGCAGUACAAUCACAUUACCAGUCUAAGAAAAGGUUUGCUCAAACUCCGGAAACUGCAGACAUUGCGACUGGAUAGUAACCAGCUGGUAUGUGUGGAAUCACGGGAGUUUGCAGGACUAAGUCAACUGACCUCUCUGGAUAUCAGCCACAACCAGCUUACCGACAUCACUGCUGUGAAUGCGUUGCCCUGUCUUGAAGAGCUGUUUGCAUCUCAUAACAAGUUGUGUGGGAUUGUUGAUCUCAGUAGAUGUAAUAAGUUACAGGAAAUUGAUUUAUCCAAUAACAAAAUAUCAGAAGUCCAAGGACUAUCUUUUCUGGAAACUUUAACUUCUCUUGAUCUCUCCAACAAUGUUCUAAGCAGCACCAAAAGUCUUGGAGUUUUGAGCUCCUUGCAGGUGUUGAAUCUGGCCAAUAACCAGCUGAAGUCAGUAUGCAGCUUUUCCAAACAGUUCCUUAAUCUUGAAAUCCUUAACAUAGCCAAUAAUUGCAUUGACAUGAAGAAGGAACUUAAAUUUCUGGCACAGUGUUGCCAUCUGGAGGAACUACAAAUAGCUGGAAACAAUACCGGGACUUCAGAAGAAGAAAAUGAGCAUCUCAUGCAGAUCUCUUUCCUCAUGCCUCAUCUUAAGAGUUUGGAUAAGGUUAUCCUUAAUGAUUCUUCAAACAAAAAGCUGAAAACUCUAGUUAUUCCAAAAACUGCAUUAGCCAAUGCUUCUCUUGAAAGUAUGCAGGAAAUCACAAGCUCUUUGAUGGAUCUUGAGUCUGAAAUGGAGAACCUACAAAAAUCAUUUGUUGGAAGGUUUAGUGAGAUGAAGAAUUUGAUAGAUUCUCUUCCAAAGCAGUUGCCAUGGAGAUCUUCAUAUACAACAUCAGCAAGUUUGACCCCAGUGGCUAAUUAUGGAUCCCGUUCACAGACACGCUGCAAUAGGUUGUUAUCAGCCAAAAUUGCUUGUAUGGGGAUGGGAAGUACCUGCUCCUCAAUGUUUUUCAUUGAGCAUCAUAUGAUGGGUUGCACCAACAUAUCACAGCUCACAUCUGUGCUUCAAAAUAAUAAUCUGUAAGAGAAGUCGUUCCAGAAUUGAAGACGCCAGAUUAUAUGCGGCCCAGCACUUUGUGAAGAAAUAACACAAUUGUUGAAUGUGUUACAAUAAAAACAGUAUCAAAACAAAUCCAGAGAAGAAAAAUGGCACUGGUCCAGAC
Hypanus sabinus (Atlantic stingray) is the source of this 1811-nucleotide messenger RNA. RefSeq names its product protein phosphatase 1 regulatory subunit 7-like. The coding region runs from base 260 to 1672 and encodes 470 amino acids. The record is from RefSeq and is a predicted model, not a curated record. Lineage: Eukaryota; Metazoa; Chordata; Chondrichthyes; Myliobatiformes; Dasyatidae. Gene Ontology annotation, molecular function: protein binding. The transcript is spliced from 19 exons.